AUGAAUCAAAAGCUUCGAAUAGCAAGCUUUAAUAUCCGAUAUGAUUCUAAAGGUAUCGAUCCAUCCCCACGAGCCACGAAUGAAGGUUUCAUAAUCAAUCAAAAGCUAGAAAAACGUCAAGCAAAAGAACAACCGUGGAAUAUUAGAAAAUAUAAGGUUGCUGACACUAUACUGUUUCAUAAGAUUGAUAUCGUCGGCAUCCAGGAAGCAAUCUAUUCGCAAAUUAAAGAUUUGGAAUCGUUGUUGGCUAAAAAUAAUGAUGAUGAUUGGGGCUGGGUUGGCGUUGGUAGACAUGAUGGCAAACCAGAUGGAAAUGAAGGGGGUGAGUUUACCCCUAUUUUUUAUAACAAAAAUCGAUUAAAAUUAUUGGAUUUUGAACAUUUUUGGCUUUCUGAGACACCUAAUGUUCCGAAUUCCAUGGGAUGGGAUGCAGCAUUAACUCGUGUUGCUACCCAAGCAAGAUUUCAAAAUUUACAAACUAAUUCAACAUUUUAUCAUAUAAACACACAUUUUGAUCACCUUGGCAUUCAAGCACGCUCAGAAAGUGCAAAAUUUAUAGUUAACUAUACAAACAAUUUGCUAAAAUCAACAACAACGACAAAAACAUCAAUUGUUUUCUUCACUGGUGAUCUCAAUUGUAAUGAGUCGGAUGAACCUUAUAAAAUAAUUACAGGGGAUAAAACAAAAAACGAUUUAAAAAUGGAAGCGUUUGUUGAUACUAGAUAUAAAAUUUCUGGAGAAGGAAAAGAGUCAUACGGUCAUUCCAAUACUUUUACCGGGUUCAAUGCCGAUGUUGAACAUGUUAGGAUUGAUUUUAUUCUGGUUCAUCAACAAUCUUUAACCGGUGAUAAUAUAAAAAUUAUAAAUCAUGGUGUGAUGGAGAAUCAAUAUGAUGAUGGAUUGUAUAUUAGUGACCAUCGUCCAGUUAUCGCUGAUAUUCUAUUCAUUUAA
Messenger RNA from Entrophospora candida, 951 nucleotides. The record is from the annotation of a GenBank genome assembly. Lineage: Eukaryota; Fungi; Glomeromycota; Glomeromycetes; Entrophosporales; Entrophosporaceae.